Messenger RNA from Plasmodium falciparum 3D7, 5313 nucleotides. RefSeq names its product putative ubiquitin specific protease. Gene Ontology annotation, molecular function: cysteine-type deubiquitinase activity. NCBI's taxonomy places the organism in Eukaryota, Apicomplexa, Aconoidasida, Haemosporida, Plasmodiidae. The record is from RefSeq and is a predicted model, not a curated record. Gene Ontology annotation, biological process: protein deubiquitination; ubiquitin-dependent protein catabolic process.
AUGAUAAAAGACAAAAAAUUCAUUAUAGAAAACAUUAAUAAUAAAGUUAUAAGUAAAGAUAAUAUGACAAAAAAAGGAAAAAAAAUAUGUGAACUAAAGGAGUUUCAAAAUAUAAAUGAAUUUAAUAACAGUGUGUUAAUAUCAAACAAUAAAUAUAUAUUAAGUGAUUUAAAAAAAAAUGAUAAUAUCAUACAAAAUAAUAAAAAUGUCCCGUCAAGUAAUUCAGCCGUAAAUUUUGUAAAGGAUAUAGGACAACAUGAUUUUAUAAACAUUAAUCAAGAUUAUACAAACAGUAAUGAUAACAAUAACAAUAAUAAUGAGGAAUAUACAAAUAAUUAUUAUCCUAAAAAUAUAGUAAAAAAUAAUAUGUUAGCUAGCCAAGAAACUAAUACAAAACACACACGUUGUAAUAUAAAACAUAUUGACGAUAUUGAAUUAAAUGAUAAAAUAAAAAAUUCUACAACUAUUAUAGAAAAUAAUAAUAAUAAUAACAAUAUUGUAAAUAUAAACAAUAUAAACAAUGUAGACAAUAUAAACAAUGUAAACAAUAUAAACAAUGUAAACGAUUUAAACAAUUUAAACAAUAUUAACAAUUUAAAUAAAAAAGAUUAUAAUCAUAUAAAUGAAAACUUUCAAGAAAAUAUAAAUAGUAAUUCUAAUUUAAAAAAAAAAAAAGGGACCUAUAUAAAAAAUUGUCAUGCGGAAAAUUAUAAUAGACCAUUAAAUGAUAAUAGUAAUAAUAUUUCAAAAGAUGAUAUAAAAGAAAAAAAAAAUAAUAAUAUAAAUUCAACGGUUAAUUAUGAUAAUACAAAUACAGAAGAGAAUAUAACGAGUGAUCAUUGUAAUAUAAAAGAUGAUACACGUUUAGAAAAAGAUAUGGAGGAAUAUAUAAAAAAAAAAAAUAUAUAUAUGUCCAAUUCUAAUAAGAUUAUUAAUGAAUUAUAUAAUAAUUUAAUAUAUGAUGAAUAUUCAGAAAAUAUAUUAUCAAAAAAAGGAGUGAAGGAAAAGGAUCAUAUCGAAUAUUAUGAAGAACAAAAUAUACAUAUGAAAGCAAACGAAGAAUCAACAAACAUAUCUAUUGAUAUUCCUCCAUGUUGUCAAAUAAUAUAUGACAAUGUUGAUGAUGCAACAAAUGAACAGUAUGAUAAUUCACAAAAAGAUACAUACAACUGGUAUAUGCAAAAAACAAACAACAAUAAAUUAUUAUAUCACAUAAAUAAAAAUUUAAUAUUUUUAAAAAGAAUACAACAAUAUUUUUAUCAAAAGUAUAUUAAUAUAAAAUUUUCAAAUGAUACUAAUGAUUAUUAUUAUAUUAUACAUCUUGAAUGGUUUAAUAAAUUAAAGAAAUUCAUUAACAAUGAAUCUAAUGAUUUCCCUGGUUCGAUUUCUAAUUGGGAAUUAUACGAAUAUACACAUGAUGAGAUUUUCAAAAAUUAUAAUAUAUCAGAAAGUAAUUAUGUUUUUUCUGAUGACAAAAAUAUGAAUGAUAAUAUAUAUUUAAAAAAACAAUGUUUAAAAAAAAACUUAAAAGAAGGAAAAGAUUAUAUAUGUACAAAUAAAUACAUGUGGAGAUUUCUACAAUUUUUAUAUAAUGGAGGACCAUGUAUAAAAAGAAUAUCUAAUAAUAUAUAUAAUACAUUUAUACCCAUAUCUUCUAAUGAUAUAAUGAAUAAUAAUAUUAUGUAUUUAUUAGAAUCAAGAUAUAUAAAAAAUUUAUUUUCCUUAUUUAAUUAUAUAGACCAUACAAAAUUUAUAUAUAAUGAACCCAAAGGAAAUGAACAUACAUUAUAUAAAAAUGAAUAUUAUAAUGAUAAUGAUAAAUAUACACAUGAUUACAUUUUAGAAGAAACCAAUGAAAAAAAAAUGUGUGCUCAUAAUUAUCAUGAACUUUUACAAUUUUAUAAUUUAAAAGAACAAGAAAAAAAUAUCAUCCUUUAUAUUGAAUAUGAUGAUAAACAUAUUAAUAAAGAAAUUCUAGAUGAAAUAAAAAAAAUAAAAAAUAAAAAUAGUAAUAAUAAACAAAAUAUUCUUAUUUCAAACGAUGAAAAUUUUUCUAGUGAUAGUAGUAAUAUGUAUAAUAUAAUUAAUGCUAAACAUAAUGAUAAGUUGAAUACACAAAAAUUGUUUUUAUUGGAAAAUGAUAAAAUAUGUGCUAAUUCGCAUAUCAGCUCAAAUAUGAAUCAAACUGAGUAUAUUUCAUUGGAUAAUUUUGAUGCUGAUUAUCUUUUAAAUAAUCCGCAUAAUUUGUCAAGGGGUUUUCCUAACAGUUAUAAAUUGGAUAUUAAUACGGAUAAUAAUGAAAAUGUGGAUAAUAAUGGAAAUGUAGACAGCAACGAAAAUGUAGACAGCAACGAAAAUGUAGACAGCAACGAAAAUGUAGACAACAACGAAAAUGUAGACAGCAACGAAAAUGUAGACAACAACGAAAAUAUGGACAGGAAUGAUAAUAUGUAUAAUAAUGAAAAUGUUGAUAAUAGUAAAAUGUUCAUAAAUUGUAAUAAAUCUCAACGAUCGAAUAUAAAAAAGAGUAACAGCACGAAUAGUACGAGAAGAAAUUAUAAUAGAAACAACAACAAUAAUAAUAACAAGAACAAUAAUAAUAAUAAUAAUAACAACAACAACAAUAAUAAUAAUAAUAAUAAUAAUAGUAGAAAUAAUAACAACAACAAUAACAAUAAUAACAAUAAUAAUAACAAUAAUAACAAUAAUAAUAACAACAAUAACAACAAUAACCAUAAUAAUAAUAAUAAGGAUGAUAACACAAGCGAUAAUAAUAAUAAUAAUAUAAAUAAAGAAGAAGAUAAGAAAAAUAAAACAACAAAUAAUAAAAAGAAGGAGAAUGAAAAAGAUGAUGAAAACAAAUGUAAGGGUAACUUGAAUGGAAGUGUAGAAAUAUAUGAACUUAAAAGAGAGUUUGAAGAAAAUAAUAAUAUUAUAUAUAAUGAUUCAUAUAAUAAUAGAAAUAUAAAUAAUGUUAUUGAUGAUUUAAAAAAGAAUGAAGAAGAUAUAAAUAAAAUUAAUGAUAGAAAUAUAUAUCUUAGUCCAAAUAUAAGUGCCAACGAAAUGAAUAUAAAUAAUUUUAAUAAAUCAUAUAAUUCAAGUAGUAAUAAAAAAAAUUCGAUCCCUUGUAAUUCUUCCAAUGGUAAUGAUAUAUAUAAAUCGUGUGAAGAAUAUAAUAAUGAUAAUGAAAAAAUUUCAAGUAAUGGUUAUCUAACAACUACUGAAAGUCAGUCCAAAGGAACUACGGAUGGUAAUACAGAGAGGGGUUCUAUUUAUGAAUACGAAAAUGAUAAUAAUAAUAAUAAUAAGAAUAAUAAUAAAAAUGAAAGUAAUAACAAUAGGAAUGAAAAGAAAAUAUAUUAUGAUAGUAUCGAAAAUUUAGAUGAUGUAGUAAAAAAGAGGAAACAUAUAAAAAACGCACAAAAUAAUACAACGAAUAAUAGAGUAUGUUCAUCGAAUUGUGGUGAACAACAGGUCACAGAAAAAAUAAAUAAUAUUUUAGAUAACACACACUUGAAUAAUAUACAAAAUAAAAAUCAUAAUCUAAAAAAUAAUAAUAGUAGUACUAUUCAAAACGGAUGUACUAUAAAAGGAAAUGAACAAAAUGUUAAGAAUACAAAUAAUAUAAAUGAAGAAGACAACAUUACCAAUUUGGAAAAUCAUAAAAAAGAUCAAAAGAAAAAAAAUCAUAUAAUGAAAAAAAAAUUAGAUGAUAUUGAUGUAAAACAAGGUGAUUUGAAAUCAAAUAAUCACGAAAAUAAAAAUGAUGUGGAAGAUAACAUGGAAAUGGAUGAAACAAACAAUAAUAGUAUGGAUCCACAACAAAGAUGUAACCUCAUUUCUGUCUUUAAUAAACAAAAGAACCAUAAAAAUAAUAUAUCUAAUAAUAAUAAUAAGAAAGAUGAUGACGAUGAUGAUCAGAGUGUUUAUUCUAGUAACAUCACAAAUACAAACAGUAGCAGCUUACAUAAUAGUUGUAGUAGUAGUAGCAGUGGUGGAAAUAAUAGUUUAUAUAACGAGAAUGAUAUUUCUAAAUAUAACAUUUUUAAUAAUAAUGAUAAUGAUAAUUUAAAAAACUUGUUAGUACCAAAUAAUAACAGUAAUAAUAAUAAUAAUAAUAAUAAUAUUAUUAUUAUUAAUAGUAAUAAUAAUAAUAAUAAUAAUAAUAAUAAUAAUAAUUUUAAAAGAGAUAAUGAAUCAUCCCUAAAUUAUCAUACUUCUAUUAUGACAAAAGAACAACCUGCUGGUAUUAUUAAUUACUCUACCACAUGUUAUAUCAAUGUAGUUAUGCAGUGUUUAUCAGUUUUUUUCAAACUAAUAUAUACAUUACAUAAUUAUGUAACUGUAAAAUAUAAAAAUGUUAAUAUGUCAAGUGAUGAAAAUGAAAAUAUGAAUUCAUCUUUUAUAAAUAAAAAUUUCUUUACCAAUAGUAUACCUUUCAAUAUUUUUGGAAGUAAUAAUAACAAUAAUAAAAAAAAGGAUGAAUGUCUGUUAUUAACAUUUUCUUUUAAAUUAUUUCAAUUAAGUAAAAUGCAUAAUAAAGGUAAAGUAUUAUGUGUUAAUAAAUUAUUAAAUCUUUUAAAUGAUAAAUAUUCUUACUUAUUUGAAUAUAACGAACAACAAGAUUGUCAUGAAUUUCUUCUUCUUGUAUUUGACUUUAUACACAAUAUGGUGAAAGUAAUUGAUGAGUCAGUUGAUAAAAAUAAUCAAAUAGAUUAUUAUUUAAAAAAAGAACAAUCUAUUAUAUCAGAUUUAUUUUUAGGUUUAAUAGAAGAAAAAAUUACAUGCUCACAAUGUGAAUAUGUUAAUUACAUAUAUCAACCAGUUUAUAACCUAAGUGUAAAUGUUUUUAAAAAAAAUCCAGAAAAUAACAUAAAUGAUAAUUUAAUAGAAUAUUUUAAAAAAGAAGAAGUCAAUUCUACUUGUGAAAAAUGUAAAUGUAAGAAAAUGUUUAAAUAUUCAUGUGUUUACAAACAACCAAAUAUUCUAAUUAUACAUUUAAUUAGAUUACAAGAAGAUGGAUCAAAAAUCGACAAGCCAAUAAAAUUUGAUAUGGCUGAUUUUACUAUUGAAAAUGUUCUCAAAAAAAAAGAUAAUCAAUUCAUUGAACCCAUCAAAAAAUAUAAUCUAUGUGGAGUAAUAGUGCACCGAGGGUUGAAUUCGAAUUGUGGUCAUUACAUUUGUUAUACGAAAAGGAAACAUUCGAAUGGUGUCAACGUGUGGUACAAAUUUGAUGAUAGCACGGUAACCUCUGUUGAUGUUGAAGAAGUUGAAUCGGCUAAAGCUUAUUGCCUUUUUUAUCAGAGUCAAUAA